UCAAUUCAGCUAUUGUUGGGUCUGUUGCUUUGAAGAAUAUUUGUUUUGAGUUUUUUUUUCCAAUCUUCUGCUAAUCUUCUGCUACUGUGUCGGUGGCAGUGAGGUGGCAGUGAAGGACUAUUUUUUUUUUCUCAAAAAAGUCUGAAAAUUCUGAAAAAUUCCGAUUUUCCGAAAAUUCCAAAAAAAUCGGAAUCGAUUCUUGAAUUCCGAACAAAUCCGAAUUGGAAUCGGAAGGCAUUUUGGACUUCCGAAAAAAAUCGGAAUUUUUCCGAAACACCCAAAUCCGAUCCGAUCUCCACCCCUAUGUGCAUUCAAUGCAUUCUGACUAUUUCCUUGUUUGUCUUGUUCAUGGUGUUCAUAGAUUGAGGAUGACAAGAUUAUAGUACCCCAAAAUUCGUUGAUUGAAGUCAAUCAGUCUGGUCUUCUCAUGGAAACUUUGUCACGGAUAUGUGUGAAAAACUUGCCCAAGUAUGUGGCAGAGGACCGUCUGAGAGAGUUCUUCUCCCAGAAAGGGGAAGUCACCGACGCCAAGCUUAUGCGCACCAAGGAUGGGAAGAGCAGGCAAUUUGGAUUUGUUGGAUUUAGGACUGAGCAUGAAGCCGAGAAAGCCACAAACUACUUCAACAAGUCUUUCCUGGAUACUUGCAGAAUUACUUGUGAGAUUGCUCAAAAGGUUGGAGAUCCCAAUAUUCCCCGCCCUUGGAGUCGACACUCAUUGAAGAAGAAGAAAGAGAAUGCUUCUGAAGAAGAGGAAAGAUUAACUGGUUCAGAAAAAGAGAAGACAACAACCAGCUCAAAAGUUUCUACUGUAGUACCUCAAGGGACAAGUAAGAAGAGUAAAAAGGAUGAGGAGAUCGAUGACCCUAAACUUCAAGAGUUUCUUCAGGUCAUGGAGCAUCGUAGCAGGUCAAAAUUGUGGGCAAACGAUACACUUGCAGCCCCCUCUCUUCAGCAAAGCAAAGUAGCAACAGAUAAUAAAUUUCAUAUGGCAGAAGGGCAUGAUGGCAAAUUAAAUGGAGAGAGUGCUGAUCUUGAGGAAGUUAAGGGAGACGGAAAUGUUUUAUCAGAGAAACAAGAGCCAGAAAAACCAAAUAUUUUGGUUCAUGAUGAAUUUGUAUCCGACAUGGAUUACUUUAAGAGCAGAAUUAAAAAGAAAUGGUCAGAUUCAGAAACUAGCGACAGUGAGGGUAGUUCUGAUGGCACUGAUCAUGGUGAUGGUGAUGAUAAUGAUGACUGCAGUGACUCUCAGGACAAGAGUAACCAUGAUCCUACAGAUAAUAAACUUGAACCUGCAGUUCCCAAAAGCGAGGUUGAUGAUGGCUCUUCUGGAGAAUGUGGAAUAAAUGGCUCAGGUAAUCCUUCAUCAAGUCCAAAAAACAAGAAUGAUGAAGUUCUAGAAUCUGGUCGUCUCUUCAUCCGUAAUCUUCCCUACACUACCACUGAGGAGGAACUGGAAGAUCACUUCAGUAAAUAUGGGACCAUCUCUCAGGUCCAUAUUGUCAUUGACAAAGACACAAGACGUUCCAAGGGAUUUGCUUAUGUUCUCUUUGCACUCCCAGAAUCUGCUGCUAGGGCAUUAGAAGAGAUGGACAGUUCAAUUCUUCAAGGAAGGUUAUUGCAUGUCAUGCCUGCUAAACAAAAAUAUGUUCCUGAUAUGCAAGAACACAGUAUUGCUGGCAAUCUGUCUUCAAAAACGUUUAAGCAACAGAAGAUUUCGGAGAGGAAGGCAUCAGAAGCUUCUGGAAAUACACGGGCAUGGAAUAGUUUAUUUAUGCGCCCUGAUACUGUUGUCGAAAACAUUGCACGGAGAAGUGGUGUCAGUAAAAGUGAACUACUAGAUAGAGAAAAUGAUGAUCUUGCUGUGAGAAUAGCAAUGGGAGAGACUCAAGUGAUUGCUGAGACAAAAAAAGCUCUCGCAGGUGCUGGGGUUAAUAUUUCCUCUUUAGAGAAGUUUGCUGAUGGUAAAACUGAUGGUCUUAAAAGAAGCAACCAUGUUAUAUUAGUGAAGAAUUUACCUUAUGGUUCAUCUCAAAGUGAAUUAUCAAAUAUGUUUGGGAAAUUUGGCAGCUUGGACAAAAUCAUUUUGCCUCCUACUAAAACCAUGGCUUUGGUUAUCUUUCUAGAACCUGCUAACGCUCGGGCAGCUUUCAGAGGUUUAGCAUACAAGCGGUACAAGGAUGCCCCACUAUAUUUGGAAUGGGCACCUGGUAAUAUUCUCAGUGAAACUUCAGCUGUUGGUGAUAAUGAAGUUGUUGGUGGACAUGAUGUCAAGAGAGCUUUGCUAGAGCAACAAGUCGAAGAUACUACUGAUGCAGAUGUUGACCCUGAUAGAAUUGAGUCACGCUCUUUGUAUGUUAAGAACCUGAACUUCAGAUCAUCUGAUGAGAAUUUGAAAACGCAUUUCGCGGAGCACAUGAAGGGAGGGAAUAUACUAAGUGUCAGGGUGAAGAAGCAUAUGAAGAACGGAAAAAAUGUUUCCAUGGGGUUUGGUUUCAUAGAGUUUGAUUCUAUUGAUACAGCAGUGACAGUUUGCAGGGACCUGCAGGGAACUGUAUUGGAUGGGCAUGCCCUCAUAUUACAACUCUGUCAUGCUAAAAAGGAUGCAGUAUUGCCUAAAAAAGUUGAAAAUGACAAGAGUUCUACAAAGUUGAUUGUAAGGAAUGUAGCUUUUGAGGCCACAGAAAAGGAUCUCAGACAACUAUUCAGUCCAUUCGGACAGAUAAAGAGAUUAAGGCUGCCAAUGAGGAUUGGGAAACAUAGGGGUUUUGCAUUUAUAGAGUAUAUGACGAAACAGGAAGCUCGGAAUGCACUUGAAGCUCUUUCCAACACCCAUCUCUACGGUCGUCACUUGGUUCUGGAGAGAGCCAAGGAAGGUGAAACCUUAGAGGAAUUACGGGCUAGAACGGCUGCUCAGUUCACAGACUCCACUAACUUAUCCAAAAAAAGAAAGCAGUUGCCCGUAUUUGAUGAAGGAAAUAACGAGUUUGAAAGAAUGGUAGAUUAGAAUUUUGGGUUGUCUUUGUUGUCAACUAUUUGUAUUACUGAAAUAUUUUACAAAUUUUGAAUUGUAAAAAAAAGGACUUAUGAAAACGACAUCAACUCGAUCUAACGAGCGACUACUCACUAGUUUUAUCUCUAUUUCCGCUCAUUAUCGUUUGAGCAUGGAGGAAAUGAUAAUUGGGAGGAGGGAGAAAGCUUCAAAAUGGGGGAAUUGGAUUGGGAGGGUUUGUUGGCUAAUGUCUCCUCUUUACCUAAUUUCCUUGAUUUUCAACUUC
Molecule: messenger RNA, 3275 nt
Organism: Erythranthe guttata (spotted monkey flower)
Lineage: Eukaryota; Viridiplantae; Streptophyta; Magnoliopsida; Lamiales; Phrymaceae
Source: RefSeq, a predicted model, not a curated record